Messenger RNA from Pelobates cultripes (western spadefoot toad), 13522 nucleotides. The record is from the annotation of a GenBank genome assembly. Lineage: Eukaryota; Metazoa; Chordata; Amphibia; Anura; Pelobatidae.
AUGGAACUGGGCCUUGUAGGUACAGUUCUUCUUGUCUCCUGUGUCACUCUCCUGAUUUACCUCAUCACACAGAGGGACAACAAGAAGUAUGAGAAUCUGCCCCCGGGACCUUCUCCACUGCCCCUGCUGGGAAAUAUGCUUCAGAUGAACCCUUCAGAAUUACCCCAGUCCUUGGUUAAGGUGAGCAUUGAAUUCAUGAUAGACACAAACAUCUCAGAAGAAGAAUAUGUUGAAAGAGAGGAUACCUGGAACUAGGGGUUAUAUCUAAAAUAAAACAGAGGGAAACUUAGCGAUAUUUUUAAUGAAAGAGUUGUUGAUGCAGGGAAUAAUCUUCCACCAGAGGAGGUAAUACUAGAGACUAACACAAGGGAAUCAUUUAUCAACAGAGUUGGAUAUGAGAAUUUAGACACAAUUUGUCCAAAAGGACAAACUGAUAUAAACAUGCCCCUUCUGGAUUGUUUUAGUGGGAAUGGUAACGUUUCUCAAUCCGAUUUGACAUGGCUUUUGUAAAGACCAUUAAACAGUGAGCACAGACAAUUCUUACUACAUAAUGAUUUGUAACGCACAGAAAAAGUUCCAGCUCACAGAUAAGCAGGAGGAAAUAAAUCAGACGAAGAUACAUUGUCUUGGCUGUAAACACACAGUGACAACGUUUGAAUAAAUUGUCUUUUCCUCAUAUUUCUCCAUGGACUGAUACGAACACAUCACAGCCCUCACAGACAGACAGACAGACAGGCAGAAGGUGCAAAGAGGAGUAAUGAUAAUGAUCAUGAUAUUCUCGGAAUUACUGAAUGAAGCUCGGCCCCGGAGUGAAUAUGCCUCAAACUAACACGUUCUUGGCUGAUUAGGGAACUGAUUAGAUUCACGCUCCAUUUACUGGGGACAAUCCAAAACCGUAUCGCUGGGGGCACAAUGCCUUUAGCAGAUAAGGUGAUAAAACCAAAAUAUUCAUUCAAAGCAAAAAUGUAAAAUAAAAUACUAACAGCUCCUGAAUAUGUUUAUCAUACAAUUAUGCUUAUCAAUGCUGAAAAAUACAGAGAAAUAGUCCACAUGAAAGAUAUGCAAUAUUCAGCGCUAUUCACUAACGUGAGAAUUCUUGGUGAAUUCAAAGUUAAUUUAAAACGUAUGGCCAUUUACUGAAUGAAAUCAUUAUUUCCAGGCUGUCUAUUUUAAACUUGAAUGUAAAGUUUACUUUGAACUCGCCUGUAAUUCUUUCGUUGGUGUAUAAUCCUGAUCCUGAUAGUGUAGUAUUCACACUCACAUGGACUUGACCCAUAAAGGGCAGCACUCUACUCUCUCCUCCAGCUCUGCUUUACUCCCACCCUAUUUGAUUGAUAUUUUCUGGCCUAAUGUGUUUUACACCCCACUUCCUAUAGAAUGUAAGCUCAUUUGAGCAGGGUCCUCUACAACCUAUGGUUUUUUGUAAUUGUCCUAUUUAUAGUUAAAUCCCCCCUCUCAUAAUAUUGUAAAGCGCUAUGGAAUCUGUUGGCGCUAUAUAAAUGGCAAUAAUAAUAAUUAAUAAUAAUGCAUUGUAGCACAAAGUGGGAGAAUGUGUUUUACAACAACAAUCUGCCUACUUACCAUGGGGCUUAGGAAGAAUUUAUUUCUGUACAGGGCACUUAGCUUUGUAUAAAGGUUAUGCAGACAUUAUACAUUUAUGAAUAAUGUGAAUAGUAGGGGGCCGAAUAUGGAGCCUUGGGGAACACCACACAUGACCGGGAGAGGAAGGGAGGCUCUUUCAGAAAUGGACACAUAUUGCGAUUGAUGUGAUACAUACGACUGAAACCAGGUUAGUGGACGAUCACCAAUACUGGUGUAUUGAAUGCUUGGGUCUACUGUGUCAAAGGCUUUGGCAAAAUCAAGGUCUCCUUGUUCCAUGCCAGUUUGGGCAAGACGUAAAGGUGAUAAAAUAUGCAAUCUGCCAAGGAUAUGCAAAGUAUGGCUAACACAGGUUGUAGUUACAAAUUAGUGGUAAUAAAUCAAAAAUAAAGGGGAAAAAAAACACACAAAACAGAAAUAACAGGAUGUGUAAAAUAUAAUAAAAUGAUGAUCCCCCAGAAGGCUACCUGUUGCAUAAGGCAAUGAAACACUUAAAAGAGCUCUGUGUUGCUUGCAAGUCUGAGGUUGGAUAACUUUAAUAUAGUUCACGUGAUUAUUACUCUCUGCAGCUGAGCGAGACAUAUGGACCUGUGUACUCGAUUCAUCUUCUUGGCCAACAUUCUGUCGUACUCAUUGGGUGCGACACAGUGAAAGAAGCUCUGCAAGACAAUGGCGAUUCCUUUUACGACCGGGGGAAAAUGGAACUGAUUGAAAGACUGUUUAGAGGAAGCGGUAAGAAUCAGAAUAUAACUUACGUAAUUACUGUCAUAAAGUAAAUACACGGAUUAAAAGAUAUCUGGCCACUUCCCAAAAAAACUCCAGGUAACACAAAUACUAGGAAAAUAUAGGAUAGGAUUUUAGGAAUCAUUUAGAGGACAGUAGGUCAGAAGUUAGAUAUUUGAAACACGGCAUACCUCAAGAUCAAUAGAUUAUUAUUACUGGUUAUCAAAGUAACUCACAAUAAAAGACAUUAUGUGCAGUAUGGUACAAGACGCCUACAAAUAAUUGAUGACAUGAUAAGUAGAAUUGCUAAUAAACACGAGGAUGAGAUUCUUGGUCAUAAAUAUUGAGGUUCAGGAAAACAUGGGACAGACAUGUUACUCUUCAGCGCAGGGCACUACAGAGUGUUAAACAAAAUAAAAAUACAUGCCGGUGAAGAUGGUCAGACAAGAUGGUACAUAAGCAGCAUUCAGGCUCCAAAGGCUGAAUAUAAACGUAUUUUUCAAACUUCAUCACUAAGUAUGUACAAAUUGCUGGUUUUAUUAAUAUUCAGAAAGGAUGUAAAACAUACUUCAUGCUGAAUAUUUUGCUUCAUAUGUUCCCUUCGAGUAACUUAUUCUUUAUGGCCUUCAAUGUCCUAUUACUGGCUUUUGAAAAUGACAAAUAAAAAAAAACAUGGUUAGGAACAAAUCCAAAGUGAAGCAGUGACAAUAUUCGGAGGAACACAAACUGCUAUAAAUGAAUAAAAUACAUACAAGACUAAAACCAUAUAGGGAAUCUUUGGAUUAUGUGAAACAUUUUUUGUCGGUUCUAGAACUUCUCAUUUCUAGAUUGUAAAUGUGUAACAUGGGGAUAUAAUUUUAGUAUGAAUUAACUCUUUGUGAGAUGUAAACUUUCUUUAUAUAUGCAGCCUUAUUCAAGAUUAAGUAGAGGAUCUGGAUGUGUGUAGAUAUUUUUCAUGGUUUUUUUUAGGUAUCAUUGUGACAAACGGGGAAACAUGGAAAACAAUACGUCGGUUCUCUCUCAUGACCUUGAGGAAUUUCGGAAUGGGGAAGAGAAGCCUAGAGGAGAGAAUCCAAGAGGAAGCUCAGUGUCUCUCGGAAACUUUCAGAAAGAAUAAAGGUUGGUGAAAUGGUAUUUAAAGAAGAAUAUCACCUAAUAAUAAAUAAUACAUGACAUAAAAAUAAUGGAGUUUAAAAAAAACAAUGCUUCCCUCAUGUUAAAACAAGGAUUAAAUCAGUAAAAAAAAAAACACAAAAUACCAAAGAUCUAAAGAUACUAUGAAAAUCUUCACAUAUAUUUUGUAGUCAGAAAGGGAGGUAUGCACAGCCUUUACUUCCAUUACAGAGUAUGUGGCAGAAAAUCUCAGUUGAUUACAUAUUUGGAAUCCUAUAUAGAAUAUAACCACUAUAUGCAAGAAAAAUAAAACCUACUAACUGGUGUACCCCUAAAUACCAGCAAACAUAAAUAAAUAAAGCGUAGGAUUUAAAGACGUACAACAAUGUGACACCUCUAAAGUGAAAAUUGCAAAAUUAAAAUACAACCCUCAUUCACAGAAGAAACAGAAAUCAAGAAUAAAACAGCAAGGAGGUGUAUCAGCCAGUGGCGUACAUACAGGGGUCACAGGGGUUGCAGUUGCGACCGGGCCCGGCACUCCAGGGGACCCGGACGCACUGUGGAUCCCUGCUGUUACUGUGAUGAGAAGAUAGCACUUUCUUCUUCCUGGAAUCCAGACAGAUAGCUGGCUGGUGUUACAUUGCUGCAAUUAAUCUGGGGCCGGGCCCCGUUGUAAUGCUGCCGCCUGCCUGCCUGCUCUUAUCUGGGGGCAGAGCAUGUUGUGUCUGGGAGGAGGGCACGGGGGGACCCAGAGGGUGGGGGUGGCACUAAGGCAGGAAGUUGAAUCAUCUCCUCUCGCUUGGCACUGAAGGGGCCUGCGGCCGACAAGGAAAUCGGUUCUCUCUCACCUCCGCCCAGCAACCCGUCUGCAUUGCCUCCAGCAAGAAGUGACAGAGCGAGGGUCACAGCAAUACAUUCUGCCUACUUUCUGCAUCAUGUAAAGUCCCCCCAGGGACCGGAUCAUUGCCUCCUCUCUCUGCCCCAAGGUAAGCCAAAGGGAGGGAGGACAACAAAUAAAUGUACUAUUGCUCAAUAUUGGUAUAGUCCUUCACCCCCCGCCCCCCCCACCACAGUGAGCACCUUGCCACUCAUGUGUGCUGCCCCAUACCUCCUCUGUGCAAGCCCCUUUUUCUUUUGCACCAGGGCCCCAUGGAUCGUACCUAUGCCACUGGUAUCAGCUUAUCACACCUCAAAUGCAGUAUGUGUAGAUGCAGGUGCUCCAAUGUUGAAUAUAAGUCUCCAUGAGCAUGAAAUAACCAUGAGAGAAAUAUAGUGUAGAUUGAAUGUAUAAAACGAUUUAUUAUUAAAAUUGCACUUACAAUAUAAUCAGUAAUUUGGGCAUAUCUCCAAUUCCAGUGGAUCAAAGCAAGGAACCUGAGCUGUGUAUGACCUCAGGGGUUGAGGUGAGUUUCACAUAAAAUAGUAGCCAAAAUAUAAAAUAAAAUAACAAGAAACAAUAAAUACAAAAGUCCCAAGGAGAUGAAUAGUCUGUAUUCAAUGCGUUCCAUCCUCUGGACUUCCUCAGAGAUAUCUAUCUGCUCUUUUGUAACCAAAUGUAUCCAAAUAUAGAUGUCUAUGUUGAUUAAAGAACUCUGUUCACCUGUAUUCCUCAUGAGUAGCGUGCAUUCCACAGUGGAAAGCUGUCUGGCUUCCGGGUAUGUUGACAUCAUAUCUGUCUCGUCAAAUCCAUGCGUGUGUAUAGCAUGCGUGUCAGGUUGGGACACAAACUACUUUUAGAAACAUAGAAACAUAGAAUGUGACGGCAGAUAAGAACCAUUCGGCCCAUCUAGUCUGCCCAAUUUUUUUAAAAUACUUUCAUUAGUCCCUGGCCUUAUCUUAUAGUUAGGACAGCCUUAUGCCUAUCCCACGCAUGCUUACAUUCCUUUACUGUGUUAAACUCUAUCACUUCAGCUAGAAGACUAUUCCAUGCAUCCACUACCCUCUCAUUAAAGUAAUACUUCCGGAUAUUAUUUUUAAACCUUUGCCCCUCUAAUUUAAGACUAUGUCCCCUUGUUGUAGUAGUUUUUCUUCUUUUAAAUAUAGUCUCCUCCUUUACUGUGUUGAUUCCCUUUAUGUAUUUAAAUGUUUCUAUCAUAUCCCCCCGUCUCGUCUUUCCUCCAAGCUAUACAGGUUAAGUUCCUUUAACCUUUCCUUGUAAGUUUUGUCCUGCAAUCCAUGAACCAGUUUAGUAGCCCUUCUCUGAACUCUCUCUAAGAAUGAAUAUCCUUCUGGAGAUAUGGUCUCCAGUACUGCGUACAAUACUCCAAGUGAGGUCUCACCAGUGUUCUGUACAAUGGCACGAGCACUUCCCUCUUUCUACUGCUAAUACCUAUCCCUAUACAACUAAGCAUUCUGCUAGCAUUUCCUGCUGCUCUAUUACAUUGUCUGCCUACCUUUAGGUCAUCAGAAAUAAUCACCCCUAAAUCUCUUUCCUCAUAUGUUGAGGUUAGGACUCUAUCAAAUAUUCUGUACUUUGUCCUUGGGAUUUUAUGUCCAAGAUGCAUUAUCUUGCACUUAUCCACAUUAAAUGUCAGUUGCCACAACUCUGACCAUUUUUUUAGUUUACCUAAAUAAUUUGCCAUUUGGCUUAUCCCUCCUGGAACAUCAACCCUGUUACAUAUCUUAGUAUCAUCAGCAAAAAGACAUACCUUACCAUCAAGACCUUCUGCAAUAUCACUAAUAAAAAUAUUAAAGAGAAUGGGUCCAAGUACAGAUCCCAGAGGUACCCCACUGGUGACAAGUCCAAGCUUCGAAUAUACUCCAUUGACUACAACCCUCUGUUGCCUGUCACUCAGCCACUGCCUUACCCAUUCAACAAUAUUGGAAUCCAAACUUAAAGAUUGCAGUUUAUUGAUAAGCCUUCUAUGUGCAACAGUGUCAAAAGCCUUACUGAAAUCUAGGUAAGCAAUGUCUACUGCACCACCCUGAUCUAUAAUUUUAGUUACCCAAUCAAAAAAAUCAAUAAGAUUAGUUUGGCAUGAUCUCCCUGAAGUAAACCCAUGUUGUCUCUGAUCUUGAAAUCCAUGUGUUUUUAGAUGUUCAACAAUCCUAUCCUUUAACAUGGUUUCCAUCACUUUCCCCACUACUGAAGUAAGGCUUACUGGCCUAUAGUUGCCCGACUCCUCCCUAUUACCUUUCUUGUAAAUGGGCACAACAUUCGCUAACUUCCAAUCUUCUGGGACUACUCCUGUUAACAAUGAUUGGUUAAAUAAAUCUGUUAAUGGUUUUGCUAGUACACCACUAAGCUCUUUUAAUAGCUUUGGGUGUAUUCCAUCAGGUCCCAUUGACUUAUUUGUCUUUACUUUUGACAGUUGAAAUAGAACCACUUCCUCUGUAAACUCUUAUUCCUAACUGAGGCCCCUUUCCUUUAUUUUCAUCUGUAAAUACUGAACAAAAAUAUUAAUUGAGGCAGUCAGCUAGACCUUUAUCCUCUUCUACAUACCUUCCUUCUUUUGUUUUUAAUCUAACUAAUCCUUGUUUUACUUUUCUUUUCUCAUUUAUGUAUCUAAAAAAUGUUUUAUCCCCCUGUGAUAUUUUCUCUUCUGUGUGUGAUUUAGAAGCUCUUAUAACUUGCUUAGCCUCUUUCUGCCUAAUCUUAUAGAGCAUUCUGUUUUCCUCACUCUGAGUUUUUUUAUAAUUACUAAAUGCUAACUUUUAGAUUUUUACUAUUUUGGCCACAUCUACGGAGUACCACAGUGGCUUCUUCAAUUUUUUGCUUUUACUGACAAGCCUAAUGCAAUUUUCUGUUGCCUUCAGCAGUGCAACUUUUAAAUAAUCCCAUUUCUCUUGGACUCCAUUCAAAUUGCUCCAGUCUGAUAAUGACUCCUUUACACAUAUUCUAAUUUUAGAAAAGUCUGUUUUUUUUAAAGUCUAAAACUUUUGUUUUUGUAUGGUGUGACUCAGUCACUGUUUUUAUAUUAAACCACACUGACUGAUGAUCAUUGUAUCCUAAACUUUCACCUACAGUAAUAUCUGAUACCAAAUCUACAUUUGUUAACACUAAAUCUAGUAUGGCCUCCUUAUGGGUUGGCUCCUCAACGACUUGUUUUUGUCACGGUAGUUUACCCCUACACGCAAGAUUUAGUCCAACAAUCGACAGAUAGAGCAGAUACGACUUACUGGACCUUAGAAUGGCCGGACUCGCCGUAUAGCAGAGAAAAGACAGAGUCAGGGAACAAAGAGACUGCGAGAACAAAAAGUAGCCGAGGUCUGGUACACAGUAGUCAGUAAGCCGGCAAACAAGACAAAACAGGGAUAGAGAGAUAAACGGAGUCAGAAUCAAAGUCAAGGUCAAGCACGAAAAACACAACUGAACACAACAAGCGCUAAAGGGAACUGAAACAGAAACCACAAUAGGGCAGGGAGUUAAGGGAGAGGUAAGCAUAAAUACCCUUACAUUAAAUUUGAUUGGCCCCUGUCAUAUCCACGCCCCCAAAAUGUGAGUGUAUGGGGAAUGUGGGAUGAGAGGGGCCAAUGGGAGACCGUUUUAAUUUUCAGCUCCCACUUCCCCUUUAAGAGUGUGCCCGAGAAGCGUGGCGCGCUCUUGGAGCUAAGCGGGACACGUGACCGCACCCCGCGUCAUCCGAGCCCCGAGCGUGCCGCGCGCGGCGGGAACUGAGGACCUCGGCCGGCCCCCGGAUAAGGUAAGUACCGCUACAGUUUUAGAGACAAUCUCAGUAGGGAGUUUAGAAUAUGUGUGCUCCUGGAACAAGCAGCUAUUUUGGUUUUCCAAUUCACAUCAGGAAGAUUAAAGUCACCCAUGAUGAUAACGUCCCCCUUUAUUGUCAUUUUAGCUAUUUCCUCAACUAGUAGAUUAUCUAACCCUUCUAUUUGUCCUGGGGGCCUAUAAAUCACACCUACAUGAGUUACUGUGUGAUUACCGAAUUCUAAUGUAACCCAAACGGACUCUAUGUUCGCCUCACUAACUUUUAUUAGGCUAGAUUUUAUGCUAUCCUUCACAUCCUCCCUCUAUCUUGCCUUCCCUGUCUUUUCUAUAUAAAGAGUACCCUGGGAUUGCUAUGUCCCAGUCAUUUUCUCAUUAUACCAUGUCUCAGUAACAGCGACUAAAUCUACAUUAUUUAAUAUAGAAUACGCAGUGAUCCGGGGUUAGAUAAUGGGGACAGCAGACUAAAUGCAUGUAUAUACCAUCACAUAUAAUUAUUAUCGAUAGGGAUCCUCGCCAUGACAUUAAACUCCAAAAAAACACCCUAAGCGAAGUCAGUCUAAUGGAAUAAAUAUGAUAGAAAUGAAAUAAUGAUUCAAAAAGGUUAAACUGUAAGAAGAAACCUGAAGAAACCGUAAGUCCGAUGCGUAUUGAUGUUUGUAACUGGCACACAUAAAGAAUAUAGAUAACAUAGAUGUAUUAUAUCUAUAUAACAUGGCGAGCCCCCCAACAAGAAGAAAGAAGAAGAUAAAUGCAUGACGUAUUUCAAUCAAUCUAGAAAACACACAGAACACAACUUUAUUACAAUAUAUAUUUAAUAUUUACAUAAACAGAAUUUGACUGCAUCCCCUCUAUUCCCUCUAUUUGUUACUUUUUCUCACUUGAUCUGUGAAUCAAAUGAAAAUGGGCCUAAUAGGGUACUAAAAUAUAUAGUUAAAUAUAGUUAAUGGGACAUUGUAGUCACCAAAAAUACUUUAGCUUAAUGAAGCAGUUUUAGUGUAUAAAGCAUGCCCCUGAAGUUUCACUACUUAAUUAUCUGCCAUUUAGUAGUUAAAUAACUUUUGUUUUUGUUUAUGUAGCCUUAGCCACACCACCUCUGGCUGUGACUGACACAGCCUGCAUGAAAACAAAAUGUUUAAUUUUCAAUCAGAUCUAACUUCCUUUAAAGGUUUUUUAUUUCCUGCUCUGUAAAUUGAACUUUGAUCACAAACACGAGGCUCCUGCAGGGUCUAGCAAACUAUUUAUUGAGCAGAAACUAAGACAUCCUCAUGUAAACAGACUGUGCAAUAAAAUAAGUUUCAAUGUUUAGAUGACUCUUCACAGGAAGGGUUUAGGAAGGGUGGGCAGAAAAUUAUAUUUUUGGAAAACCAAAUUUUUCCAACUUUUAUGUGAUUUCCAACAAAACUGUUACUAAUGAGAACUAGAAGUCUCAAUUAAUGACUCUAUUUCCAGAAGGUAUAUGGGGAUCACAAAAUUAUUUUAAGGAGUCAUUUUCAGGUUGUGUCACCUAGGCUUAAUCUUGCUGGCCAAAUCCUGCCCAAUAGUACAUUACAAGACAUUACAUUGUAAAUCAAUAUCAUCUAAUUCACCAAUCCGAGUUUUCUAAGUCAUACAGCUUGUGUUUAUUCUAAUUAUAUUUUUUGCUAUGCAGAUGCUCCCUUUGAUCCAACUGAUUUGCUGGGACAAGCCGUAUCCAAUGUCAUUUGCUCAGUUGUAUUUGGUGAGAGAUUUGAUUAUGAAGAUGAACAUUUUAAAAGUCUUCUAUUGAACUUUAGAGAUAUCCUCAAAGAUUUAAAUUCAAGGUCUGGCCAGGUGAGGAGGUUAACAGCUGGUAUAUGGAAUAAAAUGGCUCAAAUAGUAGUCGAUGCACCUAUUUGUUUCAAUAUCAACAAAAAACGUUAAACAUGUGAAAAUUAGCAUCUUUCAAUUACUAUGACAAUUCCCGAGAAAAUAUCUUAAUUCUUCUUGCCUUCAAUCUUUUUACAUUUAAGUGAAAAAUGUAUUAAUUAUUGUAAUUUAUAGAAUUUUGGUUUGCUUUGUUCAACUUUGGCAUGAAACUAAAUUUCGGUAGGUUCAGUCAUUCCCACAAGAAAAUGUUUUAUUUCUUCAAUGAAAAUAUUUAUAUUUUGCUUCCACAGCAGCCACUUACCUCUGAAUUAGUUUUGAAAGAACAGUCUGACGGAGAAAAAUUCAAACAUUAAUAUAGAGAACAGAUGUGAAAAUAUAAUUCCAAUAUACAAAGCUAAUAUAGGAAUUUUCAGACUUUUCUCUGUGUGAUAGAUUCAAAUUAAUUACAAUCUGAUACCAGCACCUUACCAUUUAUAUCAGAAACAGAGCUAUGUUUGCAGAAAGGAUCUAAAUUCUGAAAAAGUUUCAGGGAAAUUGUAACCUGGUUACACUCCCUUGGCUUUCAAUUAGAUAAUUUGUUCUGGUACUUCGUAGUAUAUUAGGCUCACUGGACCCAAACUGAAGAGGCAGCAAUUGCUCAGUGCACCUGCGUUGUAAAGACUUCUCAUUGCUCUGCAUUGGGAAGUCUGGGAUUGGACAGCCACAGAAAGUCUGGGCGGGGUUAGAAGGGGAGGGCUUGUGAAUGCUGCAGACAUGAGAUCUUCAGUUUUUGCAAGCUGUUUUUGGAUAUACCCCCAAAUGAAAACAUGCAUAAUUAAAUGCGUGCAAUUUUUCAUUUGGGUUUUAUCUACUAAACAGUGAUUUUUAUUUAUUUUGUAUUUUGACAGUAGAGUGUCCCUUUAAAAUACUAAAAUUAUAUAAUAAUUAAUUUCAGCCAUUAUCACAUUUUGAAAACUGAACUUUGAAGUAUAUAAAACUUGUAAUGUGAUAAACCCAUCCCAAAAAUAAAUAAUACUUUGCUAAUGGAUCAAAAAAUGCAAAUAAAACUAAAAAUCUUACAAUUGUGCUCUGUGUUAAACUCUGUUAACAGUAAAUGGUGAAAAUAAUGUUAGAAUAAUUUAUGUGUGUACUUCAUAGGAUUUUUUUUUUUUAAAACUGGCUUAUGUGUUUUUGGCUCAUUUCUAUAACCUUAUACAAUUCUUCUAUAGCUUCUUCAGAUGUUUCCAAAUGCACUCAGCCACAUUCCUGGUCCGCACCAGAGAGUUUUUAUACAUUUUGAGAAACUUCGGCAGUUUGUGAAGGACAUGGUGCAAUCUCACCGAAAGACACUGGACGCAAACUGCCCACGUGACUUCAUAGACAGCUUCCUGAUAAGGAUGGAGGAGGUAGUAUCAUAUCAUUUAAGAAAUUAAUUGUGCAUAUCUAGAAAUAGUACUACAACUAGAUGUCUAAGGAAACUUUAAAAUUGUUUUCCAGGAAAAGAAUAAUCCUAAAACGGAAUUUCAUGAGGAUAAUUUAUUGGGAACGAUAAGAGAUUUGUUCUUUGCUGGGACAGAAACUUCAAGCCUGACACUGCGAUAUGGAUUCCUAAUUCUUCUUAAGUAUCCAGAGAUACAAGGUAUGAUUAUCAAUCUAUUAAAGGAACUCUUCCCGCACCGUAUUGCAUGAUAUGUUACAUUUUGUAUAUUUGUUUCAGAUAAAAUCCACAAGGAGAUCGAUCAUGUAAUUGGUCAAAAUCAUUGCCCUUCAAUGGAUGACAGAAGUAAAAUGCCUUAUACGGAUGCUGUGGUCCAUGAAAUUCAGAGAUUUUGUGAUAUUGUGCCUACUGGGUUGCCCCGUGCAACUACCACAGAUAUAAUCUUCAAAGGUUACAACAUUUAUAAGGUUAAUACAAUGAGGAAAUUAUGCUGUAAUAUACAUAGCCAUACUUUGAAAGCCCAGUCCCUUUAUCUGUGAUGGACCCUCUGUCAAUUGAUGCUCCUAGUGCUUACCAAGGACCAUCAGCACCGCACCAGACACCAUAAGCACCGCAGACCCCACAAACCGCUGCAGCUUGGUUGGGGUCUCACCAUCUCCUACCCACCCUGGACCUACAACACGGCUUCAGCUCCCAGUGGGUACACCUCUCCUACUCCAGAGAGCGUAGCAGGAACAAGCUCUUAAAAGAGUUUAGUGAUUAUAGCCAGGGGAGUAUACAGCGUAAAGCAAUCCCCAGUGUAGAUGCAGUCUUUUUCGUGACACAUGAGACAAGGCUCUAUGUUGAGGGUAAAACAGGAACUCAGCAGAUCUGAGGGUUUAUUGUCUUUUAUACAGUUUUCCCCACAAGGUACCACCCACGUGGAUCUUGAGGAGCACCGGACACAAAGUCACAAAACCAAUCAAAACAGUAUUGUACAGUUAAACACUCCCAGAUAAUGUACACAAACCCUCCCCUCUGUCUGUGAUACAAUUAACAAAGACAACGGACUAACUCAAUUAACUCUAAGCAGAGAAAACAUAAAUUUUUACAAACUCCAAAAAGUACCUCGAAAUACAACAUAUCCCCAAAAAAGUCCCCUGAUAGCCCCGAUCUGGGUAAACAACAUAUACAAAAAUCACCCAGAUCGGUUCAGGAAUUUCCUGGAAGUCUUAUUUUUGCCCCACCGUGCACAUGGUCCCAUGUCCAAAACAGUUCCAUACGCUCGACGACAAAACACUGCUGGACAAUUUAAGAUGGCCGCCGCCACAUGUUUGAAAGGGGAAUUGUGCUAAGUCCCAAUAUACACAAAUAGUGUUUUUAGAAGGCAAUAUACCCCAGGGGCCAUAGUCACAGGGCAAGAAGCUGGCAAGCAGGCCUCUCCAAAACCCAGUGCAGCGGUUACUUUCGCCACAUUAACUUUUGCUAUUUUGGCAUACGAUAGAGUGACCAUUAAACAGAUUAGUGUCAUUCAGACAAGUAAAGGAACCUAUCAUUCAUAUCAAUACUCUAAUGGAUGCUCUUUGGAUCUAGAAAAGUCUGACCUAUAAAAUGUCUCUUGUAUACCUUAUGUUAACCAAGCAGUGUUUCACUUUUAUUGUCUUUCUUUCACUUGUGGUACUUGACCUAGAGGAGUCUUUUUGACACUUCAUUUGCACUAUUUCAGGGCACUGUGGUUUUACCAAUUCUAACAUCUGUCCUGAAUGAUCCUAAAUAUUUUAAAAACCCUCAUCAGUUUGACCCUGGUCAUUUUCUGGAUGAGAAUGGCUGCUUUAAGAAGAAUGAUGCCUUCAUGCCAUUCUCUACAGGUAUUUACAAUUUAUUCAUGAGUAAAAAUAAUGAUGUCCUAUGGAUGUUUGUAGAGAUGGAGAGAUGCCCUCCAACGACCAUAUAGUCUUAUGUAAUUAUGUCUAUUGUCCUCCUGUGCAGGUAAACGUAUUUGUGCUGGGGAGCGUCUGGCUCGUAUGGAGAUAUUCCUCUUCUUCACUACUAUCUUACAAAAUUUCACCCUGAAGCCAACAGUGGAUAAUGAAGACAUUGAUAUCACCCCAGAGCCAAACACCAAUUCUUCGGGACCUCGGAUCUACCAGAUGUAUGCCGUGUCUCGUUGGAACGCCUAA